This is a messenger RNA of Ruditapes philippinarum (Manila clam), 1389 nucleotides long. Its product is annotated as mucin-17-like. The record is from RefSeq and is a predicted model, not a curated record. NCBI's taxonomy places the organism in Eukaryota, Metazoa, Mollusca, Bivalvia, Venerida, Veneridae. Gene Ontology annotation, molecular function: protein binding.
UGCAGUACUGCAAGUUGCCAGGAUUUUGUUUCAAAAUGGCCGACCAAGUGUUGUUAAAAUUUCCAACAUGAAGAAACCUAAAAUAAGGCAGUCUCAUUAGCUUAUAUGAAAUAUUCAAACAUUUGCAAAUUAAAAAUUAGUGUAUAAACAAAAAAACAAAAUGGCAGUAAGAGUACAAGUUGAUGAGACAAACUGUGGUCCUUUAUGUCAGCAUCCCUCAUGUUGGCAUUCAAAUGUGAGACGAGAAAAGGGUUUCCCAAAGUUGAGAGCCAGACCACCAACACCCCCGGACAUAGAACUUGAUCUGCCCACAUUGAAAGUAUGUAACAUGUUAGAUGACUAUGGUGAAGACAAUAGAGAUUUGUUUCCAUCAAGGUAUGCUGGAAAACCAGCACAUGAAAGAAGUGAUCUUUAUUCUUCUUUUGAUAAACCAAUCAGGGCACAAAGCAUUAAGGUCACAAGGGCUCCACAAACAUCUCCAAAAUCUGGAUCAAAUACAGAAGUUCCAGUUUCCAAAUUCAAAGUGGUAGAGGUACAAGAAGUGUUUGACCCAGAGGAUCUUAGAGGAACAUGGGAUGACACUUUUGUACCAAAGUCAUACUAUGUCUGGGUGCCCAAUGCCAAGAAGAAGAGGAGGAAGAAAAAAGCUAAAGGUCAAGAGGACAGCCCUAUGAUAAAGUUAAAAAGCCGGGGGUCAGUGAAGUUCAAGGACAUGACAGAAGAUAUGGUACCGAAAGAGAUAGAGGAUAACAGGCUGACGUCGAGGUUUGAAGAAUGGCCUGUUUUAAAGCCACUGAAUGAGAACCAUAAAUUGGGAAAAUACAUGCGGAAAAAGAGAGCCAUGUCAACUAGAACCCCCACAAUGCCACAGUAUUCUAUGUCUCCUCGUACCACGGCAGGAUCAUCGAAAAUGGAGUAUGAUCAUGAAGGUAAUCGAAGGUCUGGGCAGAUUAGUGUGCCUAUACCAUCUAGGGUGAGCGGGUGGCGCACACCCGGUCAGAUUGUGUACAACAGUAUCAGUGAGUUAUUGGACCUACCAAGAGAUGUCCUUGUACAGGUUCUGGAAAAUACACGCCAGAGUGAUUUGAUGUCCCGUGAUAGGAUACGAGAAGUAAUUAGAAGAUUUAUGCCACCGUCACUAGAACGAGGAAAUACAAAUCUCUCAUUGGCUAGUCAAGAUCUGUUGCAACAGAAAAAACUAAACUUACAUGAAGGUAAUAAGAAUGUGCGCCAGUCUCAUUUGAUGGAAACAAAACCAGUCUUUCACCUUGAUGAUGAUGUCAUUGAUGAUGAAAUAGAUGAGGAUAUACAGCGUAGCACCAGUCCAUACGGUUCUCUUAAAGACCUUUACUUGUCCAGAGAGCUGAGUAAAUACAAGAAACCACUGCC